Molecule: messenger RNA, 6546 nt
Organism: Doryrhamphus excisus (bluestripe pipefish)
Lineage: Eukaryota; Metazoa; Chordata; Actinopteri; Syngnathiformes; Syngnathidae
Gene: mtnr1bb
Product: melatonin receptor 1Bb
Biological process (GO): G protein-coupled receptor signaling pathway
Cellular component (GO): plasma membrane
Molecular function (GO): melatonin receptor activity
Source: RefSeq, a predicted model, not a curated record
CGCUGCGCGCCUCACGGGGGGAUCGUGCGUGUGCACGUGCACGGGAAGCGCGUGUAUUGGUGUGUGUGUGUGGGGGGGUGUGCUCCUCCGGGAUCGCAUCGCGGGAGCAUGGAGGCACGUGCGUUGCAGCAGAGGCGUCACAAUGGUUUCGAGAAGAUAUCUCCAAGCUCCUCUUUGGCUUUUUUGUUUCAGCACACAAGAGUUGUCUGACGCAUUUUUUCGCCCCCCCCCCAUACACAAAUGGAUGGCGAGAGUCAACGAUGGCAGCCUGCAAGAGGAUAGGACCCCCCUUCAAACAUCUGAGCAGCUCCUCUCAGCUUGAGGGACAUCUAAUGGAGGACUUUUGGUGCAAAUAUGAAGAAAGACACUUACUCGUGUAACUUUAUGUAGGUCACACGUGACCCCCUCCCUCCUCAUAUCAAGUGUCUUUGCAACAUUUUUAAAAGCAGCACUUGGCGAUCCAGUGGAAGGCACCCACUUUCAUCACCAUCACCUCCGCCACGAUGCUCCGCGCAGGACCCACCGACAGCGGCGGCGCCCGCCGGACAUCGCGCUCACUCGGCGGCCAGUGAAGGCGAGUGAUGCCGGACACUCUGACCGUCCUCCGCAACCGCUCGGAGGAGCCGCGGAUGGGCCAGCUGGAGCGGGCGCUGGCCGGGGAGGAGAGCGGCCGCCCCGCCUGGGUCAUCGCCAUCCUGGCCAGCGUUCUGAUCUUCACCACGGUGGUGGACGUACUGGGCAACCUGCUCGUCAUCAUCUCCGUGUUCCGCAACCGAAAGCUGAGGAACUCUGGUAACGUGUUUGUGGUGAGUUUGGCCUUUGCCGACCUGGUGGUGGCAUUCUACCCGUACCCGCUGGUUCUCUACGCUCUCUUCCAUGACGGCUGGGCGCUAGGAAACAUUCAAUGCAUGGUCAGCGGUUUCCUCAUGGGCCUGAGCGUCAUUGGUUCCAUCUUCAACAUCACGGGCAUCGCGGUGAACCGAUACUGCUACAUCUGCCACUCCUUCUCCUACAGCCGGCUGUACAGCUACCGCAACACGCUGCUGUUCGUCGCCUUAAUAUGGCUGCUCACCGUGGUGGCCAUCGUGCCCAACUUCUUUGUGGGCUCGCUGCGCUACGACCCCCGCGUCUACUCGUGCACGUUCGCCCAGAAUGUCAGCAGCUCCUACACGGUGGCGGUGGUGGUGGUGCACUUCCUGGUGCCCAUUGCCGUGGUCACCUUCUGCUACCUGCGCAUCUGGAUUCUUGUGAUUCAGGUGCGACGCAAAGUCAAGACGGAGGAGAGCCCUCGCCUCCGACCCAGUGACCUUCGUAACUUCAUCACCAUGUUUGUGGUCUUCGUGCUCUUCGCCAUCUGCUGGGCACCGCUCAACCUGAUCGGCCUGGCGGUGGCCAUCAACCCGUCUCGCGUGGGCCCGCUCAUCCCUGAGUGGCUGUUUGUGGUCAGCUACUUCAUGGCGUACUUCAACAGCUGUCUCAACGCCGUCAUCUACGGCCUGCUCAACCGCAACUUCAGGAACGAGUACAAGCGUAUCGUCACCUCCGUGUGGGUGACGCGGCUCUUCGUCACCGAGACGUCACGGGCCGCCACCGACGGUCGCAGCCUGCGCAGCAAGCAGUCGCCACCGCCAGCACUCAACAACAACGAGUCGCUCCGGGAUCGCACAAACAAAGACUGAAAAAAAAAACUCAACACCCAACUAAAUCGUUGUUUUCUUCAAGUGCUCAUUUCGUUAAGACUGCUUAGAGGCCGCAUCAUCCCAGGAGAACUGAGCUAUGGGUUUGCGCCUCGGUGCCAUUUCCACGACGACUCAAAAAAACAACGUGAAUGCUACAUUAAGAUCACAUGACACGUGUGAUGUGCUUUCUCACGCGUGUUUCACUAUGAGAACUGCAACUUCCAAAGCCUCAAAUUGUCUAACUCGCCUCACUUGAAUGCCACCUUAGUAACAAAAAACACAAGGGAUGAUGUCAUGGUGCAACAUGCUCUCUCGAGAAUUUAGUAGGAAGUGAUUAAAAAAAAAAACAUCCCCAGAAGCCAUGUAAAAACAUGGCGACAAACUGCGCUAUAAGAUUUUCUACUAAUGAUGGUGCACUUUUUUUUGUAGGAAAUCCUCCUAAAUUCUCGCAAGAGCAGCCUCCGGAUGUGCAAACCGUACCGUCCCGUUCUAGCUGGAGUCAGUGCAGCACUCAGAAGGACCAGAAACGUAGUAAUGCUUAGUAAAAACACAAUCAGGAAGUGAUUUUCCACAAACAAUGUGUGAGCAAACAUGGCACAAACAGACGCUGCAUGUGGUGAAGCAGGAUGAGGACGCCUCCUCUCUAAAGCCGGGUGUCCAAACUUUCUCCAUUCAAGGUCAGAAAAAUUCAAUGACGCCACUUUGAUAGAUAUUGUACCUUAAAGAUACUAAAAGCAAUCCAAUAUAGGCCUAUAUUUAUGUAUAUAUUUUUUUAUUUUUGUUUUUAUUUCCAUUUAUAUUAAUUUUUUUGUAUUUAAUUUUUGUUUUUAUUUCCAUUUAUAUUCAUUUUUUUGUAUUUAAUUUUUUGAUUUUUUUUUUCAUUUUUGUUUUUAUUUCCACUUUUAUUUAUUUAUUUAGUUAUUUAUUAUUUUGACAGUUUUGGUCCUCCAUAUAAAAAGCCCGUUAACCACCUUCUCAAUAUGGCUUUAAUAUUAUGAGAGACAGCCAGACAUGAAAUAACACCCCUAUAGUCACCUUUAAAUUGGUAUAACCCAAUAUGGUAGACACAAUCACAGAAAAUAAGACUCACACACGUCCGCAUCUAACAUUUUUUUUACUGCCAGUUGGUGCAGUGGCUACAUUACUGACACCUAGUUACUAGUGUUGACUACUACAUAUCACUGUGUUUUCAGUGCAUUUUCCGAAUGUUGAAUAUAUGUAUUUUAGCUCAUUUAAUCAUUUGUAUGCUUGGAAAUGCUUAGUUGAGGCUAAAAAUCUUAAAAAUAUGCUAAAAUUUGCACAUUUUUUGACUGAUAAUAAGCUGUAGUCAACCUUGGAAUAUCAUGAUUUAUAAAUAAAUAUAUUAUGUAAAAAACCUGGCGCGGUACGACUAUAUGCUAGGCUAAGUAUCUUAGUUUUGUGUUGUAGUCGACAAAGCAAAUUGGUAUAAUACGUCUCAUGAAUAAUCAAUUGAUUAUAUUUUCAGAAUAUGCGGAGGGCCAAAGAUGGCCGUGCACUGUGGUCACCCCUGAUUGAAAAGCAUCAUGUCCAUUAGCAAUGUGAGGUGUAGACACGGCGUAACAUUGUGUCAAUAAGAUUUCUAAUUAAAGGUAAACAGCAGUGGAUUUAAAGCUACUAAAUAAAUAGGAUUUGACUAUAAACACAUUGCAUGCUAAUCAGCUCGGUACCCAACAUGCUGUCAAUCUGUUCACACAACUUCUACAUUCAGGAUUCAAUUCCUUGUUUAUAGUUUUGUAGUAAAAUGCAGUGAUAGCAGUGUAGUAGAAGUACCGUAAUGGUAUGAAGUUCAGUACACAUGACGCAGCACAUGAUUAGCUAUAUUACAGAAUGUCAUAAUCCACAUUGAUUUAAAUGAAGUAUAUGUUUAAGCACUUAAUACCAGGGAUACAAGGAUAAACGGGAAAGGUUGAAAUAUUGUUCCUAGUAACCCUUACAAUAAUAAUACACUUGAACAACUUCAGCACAAAGCUGACAUGCAGACUGUUUUCUCAUUAUAUGACAGAUAGCGAGAAAGAUAGACACGUUAUUAAUCUCCAAGAGAAUAUCACAUUACCAGCAGCUCUGGAAAAAUAUCACAAUACGUAAUGAGAAACAGAAUGGGAAUAAAUAAUUUCAAAUUUGUUGUGCAAUAAUACAUAGUAAGUUAAUAAGUCCAUUCCUGUGUGUGUUUUUAUCACUCCCCAUCUGUUGUGCUGAGAGGCCACAUGGCGUAUAUAUAUAUUUAUAGAUAUAUAGAUAUAUAUACACGGUGGCGGGAAAAAGGCUUUGUCCCCUUCCUGAUGUCUCAGUAUUUUGUAUGUUUGUCACACUUUAAUUUUCCAUAACAAACUCAUUUAAAUAUUAGUCAAUGGCAACACAACUGAACACAAAAUGCAGUUUUUAAAAGAAAGUUUUUAUUAUUAAAGGAGAAAAAAAUCUGUGUGAAAAAGUGAUUGUCCCCUAAAGCUAAUAACUGGCUGGGCCAUCCUUAGCAGCAACAACUGCAAUCAAGCGUUUGUGAUAACUUGCAAUGAGUCUCUUCCAGCGCUGUGGAGGAAUUUUGUCCCACUCAUCUUUGCUGAAUUGUUGUCAUUCAGCCACAUUGGAGCACCUUUUUAAGGUCAUGCCACAGCAUCUCAAUAGGAUUCAGGUCAGGACUUUGACUCGGCCACUCCAAAGUCUUCAUUUGGUUUUUCUUCAGCCAUUCAGAGGUGGACUUGCUGGUGUGUUUUGGAUCAUUGUCCUGCUGCAGAACCCAAGUUGGUUUCAGCUUCAGGUCACCAACAGAUGACCGGACAUUCUCCUUCAUAAUUUUUGGUAGACAGCAGAAUUCAUGUUCUUUCCAGGUCCUGAAGCAGUAAAACAGCUUCAGACCAUCACACUACCACCACCAUAUUUUACUCUUGGUAUGAUGUUAUUUAUCUGAAAUGCAGCAUUACUUUUACGCUAGAUGUAAUGGGACACACACCUUCCAAAAUUUUUUGUCUCGUCAGACCACAGAGUAUUUUCCCAAAGGUCUUGGGGAUCAUCAAGAUGUUUUCUGGCCUUCAUGUUCUUUUCGUUUAGCAGUGGUUUUGGUCUUGGAACUCUGCCAUGCAGGCUGUUUUUUCCCAGUGUCUUUCUUAUGGUGGAGUCAUGAACACUGACCUUAACUGAGGCCACUGAGACCUACAGUUCUUUGGAUGUUGUUGUGGAGUCUUUUGUGACCUCUUGGAUGAGUUGUCGCUGCGGUCUUGGGGUCAUUUUGGUUGGACAUUUGUUCGAAUGUUUUCGCCAUUUGUGGAUAAUAGCUCUCACUGUGGUUGGCUGGAGUCCCAAAGCUUCAGAAAUGACUAUACCUUUUUCCAGACUGACAGACAUAAAUUAAUCUUAGUUAAGUUUUAGCAGAGGGACAAUCACUUUCAGAUACAGGAUCAUGUCGGUAUGAUUUUUUUUUCCCCUUAACAAUAAAAAGUUUCAUUUAAAAACGCUUUUUCAGAGCACUAUUUUCAGUAUAUGACCUUGAUGGUGGUAAAUAUUUGGAUGUUCCUACCAUACGUAGAAUUUGGAUGAGCAAAGAUGUAUUUAUUAUUAUUUAUUCAUUAAGAUGACAAAUUUUUAAAAAACACAUUACAUAAAUGCAUUUUAUUUAUUUAAAAACUGUCAAAAAAUAGUUUUGACAUAAUUUGUUUAUUAAUAAGUAUGGAAAAUAACAAAUUAAUUAUAGCUCAUUAGCUCUUAUAAAAGGUAUGUAAAGGUUUUUAAAAAUGAGUCUUUUGUAUGUAGUGAAAUAUAUGUAGGUAGCUGCCCGAGACUGGAUUGCUUUUAUUGUGUUUUAUCAACUCCGAUAAAUAAUGUAAAUAUCAAAGUGGCCCCAAUACAAUGUGGAGGAUAUUACUAUACCAUAAAUGAUGAGAUGGCAGCUUCCUCUUCCUCCUCCAACACAUGCAGCAGCGUCAUGUUGGUUUAUUGUUUUAAUUUUUGUCAUUCAUGUAUUUACAGAUGGAGCAAAUAUUCACUGUAAGGGGGGAACAUUACCGGGGGAAUAAUUUAUAGCAUUUGUAUUAUUCAAUGACAUUCAUUGCCGCUUCUAUUCCCAUCUCAGGGUGAGCUUUUAGUUGAUUUCUCCAACAUGUCUACAGCGACUCAACACUGAUGAUGUUUUUUUUUGUAAAUGUCACUUUAAUUGUUUAAUUGUCGUUAUUGGAUGUGUUGGACUUGUGUUUUGACGUGUCUCUCACGCCAGCGGAACAAUGUGACACAAAUAAAAGUUUGCUAUUGGCUUCUACGUAUUUUGGCUCACAGAGCGCUGCCUGAGCGUGGUGUUAAAUCGGCCGCCAUCGCCGCCACAAGUUAUCAUUUAGCAAGUCAUCAUCACGUCCAAGCGUAGCGCUUUCACGCUCUAAUGGGCCGUGCGCCCUGGCAUUGAUCGUCGAUGCUUUUCAUGUCCUGGAAAAUGUUAGCACGGGAAGCACAGACAUGUGGCAGUUCUGUCACGUGUGUCUCUUGUCCACAUGCUCUCGUCAAGAAAACCACAACAAAUAAACUCAAAUGAUCACAAAUAAGUAAGUCACUGCAAGUGAACAUUUUGCCAUGAUGCUGGAAUUCCUCCAAUUUAAAAAGUCUUUUAGUCUGUAGCUUUAAUGCUAAUGAUCUGUGUUUGUCUCUGACAGAGAUCCAAGAAGCACCAUUGUGUUCUUAAUCCUCUGUUGACAUCCCUCAAAUUAGAUGGCAUCACUAAAAAUGUUGUUUUUAAAUAUGAGCCACUAAAAAAAUGUGCAUUUAAGCAAAUGAUACAUAUAUUUUUUGCCUAAGUGAAUCAUUUUGAGUGCUGUGUGUCUGUUAUUUCCAUCAGAGUUGAACAGCUGCCACUGUGUUAAGCUGUAGU